Triticum turgidum subsp. durum (durum wheat) is the source of this 2016-nucleotide messenger RNA. Lineage: Eukaryota; Viridiplantae; Streptophyta; Magnoliopsida; Poales; Poaceae. The record is from the annotation of a GenBank genome assembly.
AUGGACUUCACCCGCGAUGCAUUCACCACUCCGUCGACGCUUGAGCUGACAAAAAAUGCACGUAAUGCAGAUAUUCAGAACAGCGUCGGCCGGGCAUGGUACGCGCAAAAGGUGCCUCUAUGGAGCAAGGCCACCGGCGAGAUGGCCAGCUUCACCACCACCUUCUCCUUCCAGAUCACUCCAGACAUGGACAGCGUGACGUAUUCAGGCGAUGGGAUGGCCUUCUUCCUCGGCCAUUUCGCUUCCAAGAUCCCGGACAACAGCGUGGGCGGCGGCCUCGCCCUCCUCCCCAAGUUCGCUGACGGAACAGGUGACAGCCGGAUUGUGGCGGUGGAGUUCGACACUUUUGCCAACAUGGAAUGUGCCGACAUCAACUCAAACCAUGUCGGCAUUGACGUCAACUCCCUCACCUCCACCGCAUCCACGGACACGACGAGCUGGCCUGGAAAGAACCUAACGUCGCCCAAUGUUUUGAAAACCGCCACUGUGACGUACCACAAUGACUCCAAGCUGUUGGCCGUUGAUCUCCUGAUUGAUGGUGCCUUGUACCAGGUCAAUGCCACCGUUGAUCUGAGCACAUAUUUACCGGAGGAGGUCGCUGUCGGCUUCUCCGCGGCGACCGGCGGGGUCUUCGAGCUGCACCAGAUACUGUCAUGGUCAUUCAGCUCCACUCUGGAAUCAAAGAAGGAAGCACCUCCACCUGCUGAACCUCCCCUUCCAAUUCCAACCAGCAGCAACAACAAGCACAAAAAGUUGGUACCAAUUCUAGUAUCUGUCCUAGUUCCUUUGCUUCUUUUGUUUGUCUGCGCGGCGGUGGUGCUGGGAUGGCGGGGACACAAGAAAACAAGAGCAAACGAGGACAGCGAAGAAGAGUGCCUCGACAGAGCUGACCUCGAGAGGGGUGUGGCUGCCGGAGGCCCCAGACGGUACAUCUACAACGAGCUGGUCGCCGCAACGGGUAACUUCGCGGAGGAGAAGAAGCUCGGGCGAGGCGGCUUUGGGAGCGUUUACGGGGGUCAGCUCACACUAGCAGCGGCCGUCGGAGGUGACCAAGAUCGUCGAGGUGUGGCGGUGAAGGUGCUAUCAGCGGAGUCGACUGCGCAGGGGAGGAAGGAGUUCGAGGCAGAGGUGAGGAUCAUCAGCAGACUAAAGCAUCGCAACCUUGUCCAGUUGCUGGGCUGGUGCGACAGCCGCAAGGGGCUCCUGCUUGUCUACGAGCUUGUCACAGAGGGCAGCCUAGACAGGCAUCUCUACAACAAGGACGGAAAGCAUCUCACAUGGCCACAGAGGUACAAGGUCAUCCUCGGCUUGGGAUCCGCGUUGCGCUACCUCCACGGAGAGUGGGAGCAGUGCAUCGUGCACGGCGACAUCAAGCCCAGCAACAUCAUGCUUGACUCGUCAAUGAGCACCAAGCUUGGGGACUUCGGGUUGGCCCGGCUCGUUGACCACGACACGGGGUUGCUGCAGACCACCAAGGCCGUGCUUGGCACCGCCGGCUAUAUCGACCCUGAGUUCGUCAAGACGCGCCGGCCGUGCACUGAGUCCGAUGUCUACAGCUUCGGCAUCGUUCUACUGGAGAUCGUCUCUGGCCGGCGGCCGGUGACGGAGACCGCGGGGAAAUCCUUCACUCUGCUCAGGUGGGUGUGGAGCAUGUAUGGCAGGAACACGAUCCUCGACGCGGCGGAUGAGAGGCUGAGGGGUGACGAGGCCGACGAGCAGUGGAUGGUGCGGGUACUCAUCGUCGGGCUCUGGUGCGCGCACCCGGAACGGAGCGAGCGGCCGUCUGUCGCCCAGGCAAUGCACGUCCUGCAGUCCGACGAGGCAAGGCUGCCGGCGCUCACGCUGCACAUGUACAUGACUGCGCCAAACCCCGCAUCGUCCGGCCCGUACGGGUCUUUCUCCAUUGAGAGCUCUAGCUCCGGUUGUGUUCGCUCUUCUUCGGACAACACCAGCAACGCCACUCUUUCCUCCGAGUCGUCCUCGACUGCGUUGCUACGAUAUUCCAGCGAUGGCUAA